AUGAUGGGCGGUGGAAGCCAUUGGAGGAUUGGUGUAAAUAUAUUUGAGUCUAGAAAUGGAGGAAAUAGUUCCAUUGCACGAGUAUGGUGUAGAGAAGCUUGUAGGAACAAACUACAAGUAUUGGAGAAUGUGCAUGAAAGCAUAUCUUCGGGGUCGGGACUUGUUGAUGGCCAUGAUUCGAAAAUUCCUAUUGAUACUCCGGAGAAUGUUGAACCAAGACGAAAGUGGAAGAUUAAGUGCCGAAAGGCUCUCUUUGCCUUGAGAACGUCCAUUAGCAAAGAGUUCAUUGAUCAUGUUCGUGAUGUUAAAUCUCCCAAGGAAGUUUGGGAAACACUUGAAAGGUCAGUUUACCAAGAAGAGUACUCGUAA
Molecule: messenger RNA, 369 nt
Organism: Dovyalis caffra
Lineage: Eukaryota; Viridiplantae; Streptophyta; Magnoliopsida; Malpighiales; Salicaceae
Source: the annotation of a GenBank genome assembly